GGCACGGUCACGACGUCAGAGUGCCAAGCACCACCGGCGUGAGCACCACAAACGCGCAGUGCAACUCUCCACACCCCUCAAUAUUCAUGCUUGCCCUCCACUGCUCCCCUUCCAUCUCUUUCUCCUCCGUCUGCGACCUCAUCCCCGCCACCUAGCACAGUCUCCGUACUGUCACCCGUCUUUGGAACCAGCGCGUACACGCUUUCACGACCCUGGCACCCACAUUCUCGGCGAGGUGUGUAUGCAGCCAAAACUCGGAGGGAAAGUCGUUGCUGACCGACGAACAAACUCACAGACUUCAUGCUAGCAUGCCAGCCGUAUUGCUCUCAGCGUCCCCAGUCGUCGGCGCAGAGACGUCUCAGCAGUCCGAGCAGGCCUCGCUGCACGGGCAACGCGCCCUCACACCGAUGAUCUCCGGGGUCGUCUCCGGCGGGACGAUCGGCAUCCUCUGGAUCGUCGGCCUCCUCAUCUACAUCUACCGCCGCUACCGCGGCCACCAGCAGGUCCGCUCCGCCGGCCUGCGCACCCACCGCGAGCUCGACAUCCUCCCGCCCAAACCCGAGGCGUACAUCCUCCCGCCCGACCCCGCCAUCAUCCAGGGCUUCCGCGCCCCGGGCGAGCGCGUCGUCCCCGACGACCCGCGCGCAGACGGGAACGGCAACCCGAAGCACGUGAGGACAGAGCCGUGGACGAGCAGCGAGAAGGGCGGGCGCAGAAAGGAGAAGGAGAAGGAGAGGGAGGCGAGGCCGGGCGACACGAGGUCUGCGCCUCAGUUGCCGACAUUGGAGGAGCUGCCGUCCCCGACGUUGUCGCCAGCGCCGUCGCUGCCGGCCAAAGCAGAUCGACUGUCUGCAUCCCGCCCACUCUCUCCCAAGGAGACACCUACUCAUGACUUGUGAUGUGGACGUCGAUACCCCAAUGAUGACAGCCCUCCUUAGAUAUAUGGUCACAUACGCGUAAUAUUUCCCUCUUGCCGAGUAAAGCCAGAUUCAACGAUGCUGUAUUUGUGCUCUGUUCCAUCCCAUCUUG
Messenger RNA from Rhodofomes roseus, 1029 nucleotides. RefSeq lists its product as uncharacterized. The transcript is spliced from 2 exons. Lineage: Eukaryota; Fungi; Basidiomycota; Agaricomycetes; Polyporales; Fomitopsidaceae. The record is from RefSeq and is a predicted model, not a curated record. The coding region runs from base 309 to 899 and encodes 196 amino acids.